This is a messenger RNA of Polychytrium aggregatum, 1760 nucleotides long. RefSeq lists its product as uncharacterized. Lineage: Eukaryota; Fungi; Chytridiomycota; Chytridiomycetes; Polychytriales. Bases 1 to 1470 code for a protein of 489 amino acids. The record is from RefSeq and is a predicted model, not a curated record. The transcript is spliced from 3 exons.
AUGGCCAGCACGCUUUUCAAGAUCGUGGAUACCGGUUCCAAUGCCGUCAUUUACGAUACCGUCAACCACCUGCAAGUGCUCACAAGCACGGAUGCAUCCAGCUCCACGGCCGGUGGAGCCCUCACCGUGAGCGGUGGUCUUGCCGUCGCAAAGAGUGCCUAUGUCGGCACCAGCAUGAGCGUCGGUGGGGACCUUACCGUCACAGGCAAUAUCUCGGGUACGAUCACCGGCUCACUGUCCUCGUCGAGUGCCAUCAGCACCACCAACACCACAGAUGCCACAUCGACCUCGACUGGAUCCAUCACGGCCUCUGGAGGACUUGGUGUCGGCAAGAGUGUCUAUGUGGGCAAGCAGCUCCAGAUUGCCCCAUCGACGGUAACAGCUGCCCCACCAAGUGCAACCGCUGGUCGAGUCUUUGGCAUCGCGGCAUCGACAUUCACCGAUAGCUCCACGGCAGCAUCCGGGACCAACACGGCCUUCUACGACACCUAUAUCGGUCAGACCACCCUCUCUGCCACAAACACUGGUGUUACGACGACCAUGGCUGCCACGGUGUAUAUUGCUGGUGCCCCGAUCGCCGGCAGCAACGAGACGCUCACCCGUGCCUAUGCACUCUCGAUCGGCGCCGGAGCCAUCAACUCUGGUGAUACGACCAACUCGACCUCUGCCUCGACGGGAUCGAUUGUGGUUGGCGGAGGAAUCGGAGUCGGCAGCACCCAGAAUUCAAGCGGUACGACCAACGGGGGCGCCCUUACCGUCGCAGGCGGUGCAGCGUUCGCUAAGGAUGUCUACUGCGGCGGGACCCUCUCGACAAGCUCGGAUGCCCGACUCAAGAAGCUCGGUCCGGAGCUGGAGCCCUUUGAUACACUGGACGCCUUGAACACCAUCCGGUGCCUGCGAUUCCAGUGGAACCGUGAUUUCGAGGAGGUGAGUGACCCGGAGUGGAACAUUGGUCUGGUUGCGCAGGAUGUGCAGGCGACCUUCCCGGAGCUGGUCAAGAUCGGGUCGGAUGGAUUCCUGUCGGUCAACUAUUCGAGUGCGGUUGCGGUGGCCCUGGCAUCCAUCAAGGCCCUCAACACCAAAGUCCAGAGCCUCGAGUCCAAGCUGGCAUCGUUGGGCAGCAGCAAAUCUCAAGACCGUAACAAACCAAAAAUGACAAUCGCAAUCAUGCUCCUCCUGGCCUUCGUCCUCUGGCCCAUUGCCCACUGCCUACUUCAUACUGCCUCUUCUACGGCCUAUACUAUCAUUACCUACAUUGCCUAUAUUACCUAUAUUGCCUGCUAUCAUCCGGCACAAACCAUCCUAUCCAUCGCAUUCCGCGAUUACUACGCGUCGCACGUCACUAUCGACGCCUCAAGACAUUCCUGCCCAUCCAUGGCACAUCCGAUCCACUCGAGCCCCGCUCGCGACACCAAGACCACCAAGCUCGAUCCUCUCACGUCUCAAAUGGGAACCACUCCUGGAACAUGACUCUGUUGAUUUGAUUUGAUUUGAUAAGCCCUCUGCCGCCGCCCAUCACCAAUUGGUUCGCCAGUUGAGACCUCCAGCUCUGUCUGGAACCACCGUGGCUCUGUCCACACGCGAGACUGGUUCAUUGGUCUUCGCUUCAACGACCAUUGUGGUCGGGUUUGAACGAAAAUUUGGCGGCGGCAGAGGCGGACCUAUGCCCAAAUUCACACGGCAUACGGACACUGUAUUCGAUAUUUCGCAUGCAAUUUACUGCAAUACACAUCGUUUGGCCUCUUCCUCUGCCUUUCUGG